This is a messenger RNA of Aspergillus terreus NIH2624, 792 nucleotides long. Its product is annotated as putative mitochondrial export translocase Oxa2. Gene Ontology annotation, molecular function: membrane insertase activity. The coding region runs from base 1 to 792 and encodes 263 amino acids. Gene Ontology annotation, cellular component: mitochondrial inner membrane. The record is from RefSeq and is a predicted model, not a curated record. NCBI's taxonomy places the organism in Eukaryota, Fungi, Ascomycota, Eurotiomycetes, Eurotiales, Aspergillaceae. The transcript has a single exon. Gene Ontology annotation, biological process: protein insertion into mitochondrial inner membrane from matrix; mitochondrial respiratory chain complex IV assembly.
AUGCCGCUCCAGAUGUUCAGCCGCGCGCAAGCCCGCAAAGAACGCGACCUUCUCCCCCUCCUCAAUUCCUGGUCCAAAUACUACAGUCAGGACCUUCUACGGAAAAAGGCCCAAUCGCCAGAUAGCAUUCUUCCCCCAGAUAUCCGACGCGACCUGGCGAAAAACAUCAAGAAGAAGCGCGAGGAGCUACACAAGCGCUUCGAAGUUGUCCCGUACUGGAAAGGUCUUAAUUUCCUCCAGAUCCCCGUCUGGAUCUCCAUCAUGGAAAGCCUCCGUGCAAUGUCCGGAAAUGACAAGGGUCUCGUCCCGUAUCUCCUCUCCCUCGUGGAGCCGGCAUCCUCGACAACCUCGUCCCCCGUCCAUCUGGCCGUUGAGCCGUCCCUCGCCACAGAGGGCGCCCUCUGGUUCCCGGACUUGCUCGCUGGCGAUGCAACUGGGAUCCUCCCCGCGGCCUUGACCCUGUCUAUCUUGCUAAACGUCCGCACCGGCUGGAAAGUGCCCCCGCUGCGCGAUCUGGCCGACCUGCCGAAGCCCGAGCUGGCUAAACAGUUCAUCUACCGGGGAAUCCGCACGUUCAUUCAGUUCCUGGCGCUGAAUGUGGGAUUGUCUGCGUAUGUGUCGGGCAUGCCCUCGGCGCUGAUGAUCUACUGGAUCACUAGCUCCAAUGUCGCGACGCUGCAGACGCUGUUCUUGGAAAAAUACAUGUUCGCGAAGAAGCCCCUCAAGCCGUGGAAACAGAUCUUCAUUGCGUUCCCGAAAUCGUGGCAGGGCACUCUUGCGACAAAGAAAUGA